UCGCACGCACCCACCAAACAAACACCCAGCCCGCACGCUCGCAGGGGAUCCGGCGCCACCGUUCGGAACCCCGAACGAAAGCCGCUCUUUAUUUAUUCCGCUCCUUUCCUGUGGAGCGUGCCGCAGCUCUGAACCUGGUUCCGUCCACUGUCUGUCGCCCAUCCCGCGGCACCCCACGCACGCGCCACAGCCAGCCGGCGUCCGCGUCCGCGUCCACACGCUCCACGCCGGCGCCGAGGAAGGAUGGAGAAGGCCCUCACCAAGCUCGGCAGCUUCACCAUCCCCCGCAAGGCCAAGCAGGAGCUCUCCGCCAUCGGCGGCGACAUCUCGCGCAUCUCAAGCACCGUGGAGGAGAAGGCGAAAUGGGUCUUCGAGAAGCUCAAAGGCAAACCAAACAAGUCCCUCUCUGACCUGCUGCGCGAGUACAACCUCCCUCCGGGCCUCUUCCCUCGGAACAUCAUCUGCUACGAGUACGACCAGACGAGCUCGAGGCUCGUGGUGCACCUGGCCAAGCCCUGCGAGGUGAGCUUCAAGGACUCCUCCAUGAUACGGUACGCCACCCGCGUGAAGGCGACCCUGUCCCGGGGCAAGCUCUCGGCGAUCGAGGGCAUGAAGACCAAGGUGGUGGUGUGGGUGAAGGUGACCACCGUGAACCUGGAGAGCUUCCGGUCCGACAAGGUGUGCUUCAUCGCCGGCGUGAAGAAGCUGAGGCAGAAGGACGCCUACGAGGUGCCCCGCGAAGCCGCCUCCGUCGAGGAGUUCUGAACCUUGAUCUGAUGAUCCGUCUUCUUAUCCAUAGUGUCCAUGAUUCGUGCCAUUCUUUUGAGUCCCAUGUGGUGUGGUUCCUGAGGGCGUGCUGGUGAUUGAGUUGGUGUGCUGAGGCUCGGCAUGUCUGUACAUUGGAUUUGGUUCUUCCCGAUGAAAGGCACCCUUGCAUGUUCUCUGAUCA
Messenger RNA from Aegilops tauschii subsp. strangulata, 949 nucleotides. RefSeq lists its product as uncharacterized. NCBI's taxonomy places the organism in Eukaryota, Viridiplantae, Streptophyta, Magnoliopsida, Poales, Poaceae. The record is from RefSeq and is a predicted model, not a curated record.